CUGAGAGCAGCAGAGUCGUCUGUCAGACCAACAACAGGCUUCGCGUCUCUGAGGAUUAAAGAGGGACAUCACUAUUGUUUACUGCAUCAUCAUCCUCAUCCUCCUCCUCCUCAUCAUCUUCCUCCUCCUCCUCCUCCUCAUCAUCAUCAGCUUCCUGUUUCCGGCUGUCUCUGCAUUCUGAUUGGCUGAUAUGACGCAGGUGAUGAACAACUCUGACUCAACAGUGGGCGGAGCUUCUGGAGAGGAUGUAGUGGCUCUUCAGGUGGAGUGUUUUCCCAAACUUUCCAGGCAUGUCCCGUCCAUCGUGGUGGAGCCGACAGACGGAGGCGAGGUGGAGAGUGGAGAGCUGCGCUGGCCUCCUGAUGAUGUCAGCAGUGAUGUCAGAGAGGGCAAAGCCCAGGUGACAGGUGUACCUGUGGAGGAGGCGGAGCCAGAGGAGCAGGUGAUGAGCGGGGUUUAAAACCUCUGACUGACGUGGCUUCUUCUUCAGCCAAUCAGUGUGAAGGACUCUGUGACGAGGGGAGGGGCGGGGCCAAAACUCACCUGUAGCCCCACCUCCAGGCCAGGGGGCGGAGUCAGAUCAGGACAGACCGAGCCAAUCAAAGAGGAGAAAUUUAAUUAAAAGAGUUUAGACGUUACGAGGGUCGACGGGCCGCAGAGGAUUCUGGGAUGCAGAUCUGCAUUUAUUAUAUUAUAUUAUAUUAUAUUAUAUUAUAUUACAUUAAAUAUUAAAAAUCUGAAUAAAAAUCAGAAAAUGAAGCUUCAGAUGUUUUUAUCAAUUUUAACUGCUUUUAUUCAAUUAGUUAUUGAUCAGAAUGAAGCUGUUUUGUAUUAUUAUUAUUAUUUGUUUUUAUUAC
Molecule: messenger RNA, 857 nt
Organism: Sebastes umbrosus (honeycomb rockfish)
Lineage: Eukaryota; Metazoa; Chordata; Actinopteri; Perciformes; Sebastidae
Product: protein LBH-like
Exons: 4
Coding region: 191-460 (89 amino acids)
Source: RefSeq, a predicted model, not a curated record